This is a messenger RNA of Microcebus murinus (gray mouse lemur), 1785 nucleotides long. NCBI's taxonomy places the organism in Eukaryota, Metazoa, Chordata, Mammalia, Primates, Cheirogaleidae. The record is from RefSeq and is a predicted model, not a curated record.
UGUCUGUGGGACUAUUUCAGAUGAAAGAGUCAGCUUAUUUGACUCAUCAGGCUAUUUGCAUUUUCUAUUUCUUCUUUUGUCACUUUCGCUAAGUUGUGUUUUUCUCUGGCAUUUCCCCAUCGUACUUACAUUCUCGAAUACGCCGGCACGGUGGCUCUCGCGUUCCCGGUCCGCAGGCUUCAUGGCCGCGUCACCUGCCUUUCCCUGCUCUGACCGUCCGCGCCGUCUCUCUGCUCCACGGACACUCUGCAGCAGGGCCUGGGAGCUGUGUCCACCUCCCUGUUCCGCCCUCUCUCCCCCCGCCCCCUCUGCCCAGGGAUUUAACUGGACACUCUUCAUACAAACUGUGCUGUCCUCCGUGAAAAUCAAGCUGCUGCCCAACGAGGAGGUGGUGGUCUACGGCAUCCCCUACCUGCGGAACCUCGAGCACAUCAUCCACACCUACUCGACCAGGACCAUGCAGAACUACCUGGCCUGGCGCCUGGUGCUGGACCGCAUUGGCAGCCUGAGCCAGAGGUUCAAGGACGCACGCGUGAACUACCGCAAGGCGCUGUACGGCACGACGGUGGAGGAGGUGCGCUGGCGAGAGUGCGUGGGCUACGUCAACAGCAACAUGGAGAGCGCCGUGGGCUCCCUCUACGUCAUGCAGGCGUUCCCUGGAGAGAGCAAGGACAUGGUUGGAGAACUCAUUGACAAGGUGCGGGCCGUGUUUGUGGAGACGCUGGACGAGCUGGGCUGGAUGGACGAGGAGUCCAGGAGGAAGGCCCAGGAUAAGGCCAUGAGUAUCCGGCAGCAGGUCGGCUACCCCGACUACAUCCUGCAGGAGAAGAACAAGCGCCUGGACGAGGAGUAUUCCAAUCUGAACUUCUCAGAGGACCUGUACUUUGAGAACAGCCUCCAGAACCUCAGGGCAGGUGCCCAGCGGAGCAUAAAGAAGCUUCGAGAAAAGGUGGACCAGAAUCUCUGGAUCAUCGGGGCCGCCGUGGUCAACGCGUUCUACUCCCCAAACCGAAACCAGAUUGUGUUCCCUGCCGGCAUCCUGCAGCCCCCCUUCUUCAGCAAGGAGCAGCCGCAGGCCUUGAACUACGGGGGCAUUGGGAUGGUGAUCGGGCACGAGAUCACGCAUGGCUUCGACGACAAUGGCCGGAACUUUGACAAGGACGGCAACAUGAUGGAUUGGUGGAGUAACUUCUCAACCCAGCACUUCCGCGAGCAGUCCGAGUGCAUGAUCUACCAGUACGGCAACUACUCCUGGGACCUAGCGGACGAUCAAAAUGUAAACGGAUUCAGCACCCUCGGGGAAAACAUUGCUGACAACGGAGGGGUACGGCAGGCCUACAAGGCGUACCUAAAGUGGGUGGCGGAAGGCGGCAAGGACCAGCAGCUGCCCGGACUGCAUCUGACCUACGAACAGCUUUUCUUCAUCAACUAUGCCCAGGUGUGGUGCGGGUCCUACAGGCCCGAGUUCGCCGUCCAGUCCAUCAAGACUGAUGUGCACAGCCCCCUGAAGUACAGGGUGCUGGGAUCGCUGCGGAACUUGGGCGCCUUCGCCGAUGCCUUCCGGUGCGCCCGAGGCACCCCCAUGCACCCCAGGAAGCGAUGCCGCGUCUGGUAGCCAAGGCCGAGCCGAGCUGAGCUGCGCGGCCCACGCCCACCGGCCGCCGGGAGGCGCCCGCGGAGACAAGGUGCCGCGGGGACCGCGUUCGCCCCACGCCCGGCCUGGAGCGCAGCCGCCGCCGCCGGACUCCCGGGUGAGCGGUGUCCAGCGCGGCGCCCCUCCGCGCA